GUCGCGUUCACAUCCCUUUCCCGAACUGGGACCUUUUCUAACAAGUCGACGUGACACACAUCACGCAACAUCUUCGACAAACCCUGUGAUACAUUCUCUUUAUGAAACAGUGGUUUCACAUUGUUAUUAAAAUAUAAAACUUCGAACAUGCGGUGUUUUACCAUUUUAUCCAGACAGUUGCAAAAUUCCGUGAAAAUUAGUCACUCGAAUACGUAGAAUAUUUACUACCAGAAAUUUGCAUUAAACAACGAUGAAUAGUAAUUUUCGUAUGAAAAAUAAUAGUUCGAUAAACGAAUGCGGUGUGUAAAAGCAAGUGACUGUGAUAUGAUUUUGAAUAAAAUUGCGGAUAUAGCGAUGAUGACGCGUAUGUUUCAAUGCCAAGUAAUAAGUAAGAAAUAGGCGAUGGUGAAUUAAAAGGAAUCAUAAAAAUUGAAUAACAAAUAUGCGAAGUAAGGUUGCACGCGCUGCAUUUAAGACUUUACAGAAAAUACUCGGGUCUUGCAAACUUCGUUGAACACCGUGAAAUGAAUAGUUGGUUGGACUAAUACGAGAACAAAGGGAAAAUUUUGAUGAUCGUAGAAUAUUUUUUCUCUUUUUAGACUUUCGACGAAGCUUGUGCACGAUAUUAGCUGCGAAUUGACCCCUUUAGUUUGGUCCGAGGGCUACAGAGAAAAAGUUCGGUCAGACGUCGGAAGUAAAACCGAAAAAAGGAGGGAAUCCGUGGGACAAUACUUUCGUUCGAACGAGAUAAAACGUAUCCCACCGAGGUACUUCUCGAUUUUCCAAUUCUCGUGGACACUGCUUUCUUUUUUUCACGAAGGAAUAAGGCAAAAACUUACCAUGGUAUCGACUCGACAGCAAAUUUAUCGUCUAUCCGCAGACUGGAAAAUCCGAUAGAAGAGGAGAAAAAGGAGAGGAUCGAAGCAGGGUGAACUCAAGAAUCAUCGAUUUUCUAUUUGUCGAGCCAUUAGUCGGAAGAAAUUCAUUCAGACAAUUCGACGUGACGACCAAAACUUUCUUUAUUAGUCCUGAUUCUCAUUUUGGUGCCAAAGAAAUUUCUUUCCUACGGUAGAAACAGGGGAAGAAGAACGAUCCACUCAGUAAUCUAUCUACCAUUCUACCAAGAAUUAAGUGUUCUUGUGGUUUGCGAUAUUAAUUGCAUGGAAGCAAGCGUAUCAAUGAUCAAUGUUAGCAGUUGAUGCUGAUAAUGAAAUUGUGAUAAAGAACAAGGGGAGUCGUCUUUAAUAUCAUGGAAAUCAGAGAUAAGUAAAUGUCACUCGGUUACAACAGAGGAAACGAGGCGAAUCGAACCGAAGCGAUAACUUUUCCGCCGUGUAUUUCUCCCUUUUCUUCGUCCCUAAACGCUAAAUAUUUAUUGAAGAAACGUCGAACUUGAGAACGUUCGAAAUGGAGACUGAAAGCAGCAGUAAUCUGUAAAAAAAGGGAGUUGUUCUUUGAACUUUCCCUAGGAGGGUUCGUGCUUUUCGAUAUCAAUAACGUAUAAGGGAUCCUUAACAGAGAAAAAGAAAGAUGCAUCCUCUUGAGUUAGUGAUCGUGGGAUGGCUGGCAUCGGUGAUAUCCACGUUGGUCGAUGCCAUCGAUUAUUUGGACGACUACUCAGCGAUGGAUUACACCGACGAAUCGGACAUCGAUUACAAUGCCACGAAUUGUACCAAUAGUUAUUGUAUCUCAAACGAAGAGUACGUGGAUCGUAUGAUAAAUUAUAUAUUCCCCAAGUUUUGGGACUGGGUGUUGAUCGCGUCGCAUAGCGUUGUUUUCGUGGUCGGCCUAGUCGGGAAUGCGCUAGUUUGUAUCGCAGUUUACAGGAACCAUUCUAUGAGAACGGUGACAAAUUAUUUUAUUGUCAAUUUAGCUGUGGCCGAUUUCCUAGUUUUAUUGCUUUGUCUUCCGUUCACCGUACUGUGGGACAUCACCGAAACCUGGUUUCUAGGUUUGACCUUGUGCAAAGCCGUGCCAUAUCUCCAGACAGUGUCCGUGACCGUGAGCAUAUUGACCCUAACUUUCAUAUCGAUAGAUCGAUGGUACGCUAUAUGCUUUCCCCUGAGAUUUAAGUCCACCACUGGACGAGCAAAAAGUGCGAUCAUCGGAAUUUGGGCGGCAGCCCUUCUAUUUGAUAUUCCAGAUCUCGUGGUGUUGCAUACCGUCCCACCUACGCACAUCAAAAUAAAGACCGUUUUAUUCACGCAAUGCGACAUAUCCUGGAGUCAAAGGAGCCAGGUCGCCUUUACUAUCGUCAAACUAAUUUUCCUUUAUACCGGACCUUUGAUCUUCAUGAGCGUGGCCUAUUGGCAGAUCGUAAAAGUCCUUUGGAGGAGCAACAUUCCAGGACAUAAUUUACCGUCACGAGCAUCCCAGAUGAGCCAGAUUCCAUCGACCGGUGGCGGAAAUCCGGAAGUGCAGCUGAGAUCUCGACGAAAGGCGGCAAAAAUGUUAGUCACAGUGGUCAUCACGUUUGCGAUUUGCUAUUUCCCUGUGCACUUACUCUCCGUUUUAAGGUAUACCACCACAUUACCAUCCAAUAAAUGGAUAAACGCCAUCAGCUUAAUCGCGCAUGGCCUAUGCUAUUUCAAUAGCGCGGUUAAUCCUCUGAUCUACAACUUCAUGAGCGGAAAAUUUCGGAAGGCGUUUAGGCGUACAUUUCGCUGUGCUCGAGAGAAUGGUUCUCGAAUACAGCGUGGAUAUCUUGCGAGCACAUCUAAUUUCCCUCGAAUAAAAUCUCGGACCACGACGAUACGAACGACGUUUAAGAAUAACAAUAAUCUUCAACGAAAUACCGAAAUUAUACCUCUUAGCGCUAUAACCACUAUUCAGCAGAAUGAAAAACACGAUUGAUCGGAUGCAUAUACACCAAUAAUAUGACUUAUCAGACGCGCAGUAAGAUUCACAAGUAAUUUAUUUACAUGUAAUUUGAAUUUUAAUACUAAUGUAGAAUAUAAAAUGUUACAUAAAUAUAACAAAAACGCUAUGUUCCACUCGGUAGUAUUUUAAAUAAUAAAAAAUACUUGUUAAAACGAUUAUAUUUAGUUCCCAAAUUCAUAAAAAUUGGUAGACACUAUACGUUCCAUUGAAAAAUGGAAUCAUCUGAUAUAACAAAACAUUGAAUAUUAUUGAAUUAAUAUGUAAAAUGUACUUACAAUAUUAAAAAUUACCACAUAGAAGCUCGAUGUUUAUUCUCGCAGAGCGUAAACUAUAACAUAGGCACAUAUGAAUUUGUAAAUCAUUCUUCGUAAUAGAAUGAUUGUAUUUAGAACUAUUAUAUUGUAUGUAAUCUUCAGACGAUACGUAAAGUUCGCUGACAAAAUUGUACGUAAAAACUUUAAUAGGAUAUAAAUAAUAUAUAUUAUCGCUAUGUCAUAAAUAUAUGAUGUAAAUCUUAUAUUCUGUACAUUUCUACUAGCACUUCAUAUAAUCUUGACCGAAUUUAUCUUCAGUCCACGAAAAUUACAUUUUUACCGCAUAUGAGAAUCAUUUAACUGAAAGAUCAAUCCCACUGUUUGUAUGAUAUCAACACUGUUAAUGAAAAUUUUAUACAAGUUAAAAUUAAUUGAUAGGAUCCGUACAAUUAAAGUUUAUGCAAAACUUAAUAAGUUAAAAAGAGGAAAAUAAAUUUAGUCAUUUAUGGAAAAACUUCUUAUCAAUAUAUUAUCUUUCCAUUCCACCUUGCCAGUAACAAAGCAUAUCUUCAUAAGCGUAUUUAAAAAAAAAAGAAUAAUCGCGGUUUGGACUUCUCGUAGCUAUUACGAAAAGCCGAUUAACAUUUAUUAAUGACAAGUUUAAUAGUUAGUAUUACUUUUGACUUAACUAGACUUUAAGAUAUAGUAAAUUAUGUAACGAUUAUUUCUUCACGAUGCAGAUUAAAGAUUUCUUUUGUUCUAGUGUAAUAUAAGUAAAAUUAAAGCAUUAAGUAGUGGUUCUUUAUCUAAUAAAUGUACUUCAUUCAUCCACCGUUUACUUGAAUCGCAGUACAAAUUUGUUUAUACACGAAAAACAAUAUAUACUGAGGUUACUGACCUGAUUAUAUCCUAUUUACAAUAGCCGUUGGUAUUAAAAAGAUAUAUCGAUUUAUUAGUCAUUUUACCAGCCGAUGCUGCAUGCGUUAAUACUCGAUAUACAAUAAUAUGUUUAACACUAGUUGCCUCUAAUAAUAAUUAAUUAUUAGUAGACUUCGUAUAUGAAAGGAGUUUAACAAUAUAGAAGGAUGACGUUUAAUGACAGCAAUAGAUCGAUGGAAUUCGUAGUGAAACAUUGAUACAAAUGUUAUCCACGAAAUAUACAACAAUAUGCUGAAAUUAGAUACUCAUUCAAAAUAUAUUUUAGACACGCACACAUCCAAUUCCUAAAGUAUCUCACAAAUAAUUUGUGAAGAUCAUUUUUCUAUACAGAUUGCAUGGUAACGUCAAUAAAAUUACACAGUAUCUUUAUGAUAUAUAUGUACUCAUACUCACGAAAUGUCACAAUUAUGUCUUUCGCAAGGAACGUUACACGCUGUACGAUGUUUUUUCAAGCUGCUGCUUCUUCAACAACUGUACUUUCAGUCGUUGUAUUUUCUACUUUCUUUGAAUCAUUUUCAGCCUUUUCAAUGACUGGUGCUAUAGCUUUAAGCGAAAUAAUAUUUUCCUCCUUCGUAAUGACUUUUGAUGAAUUAUUAGCACUUAUAUCGUCUAAUUGAUCGGUAGUAGUAUCUCCCAAAUUCACUGGUGUUUCGAUAUCAAGAAUUUUAAUAUCUUUUUCGGUAUUCUCAACCACAAGAUUCGCUAUUGCACUCGAACCGUCGAUUUUCUCUGUUUCUUGAGUUUCUGUUUGUUCAAUUUCUAUAUUAUCGAACUGUUCUGGCACAGUCUUCUGAUCACUUUCUAUUGAGUUAAUUUUAACUUCUUGUUCAGUCUGUUGUGUAUUACCAAGUUGAUUUGUUUGUUGUGGCUGUGUGGGUUUGCCUCUUCCUCGACUGGUCUGAUGUUGAUUCUCUGGUGGUGGAAGAAUUGGAAUAGCUGCUUUUGGUCGUCUCAUUGGAGCUGAUUGUUGUUGUUGUUGCUGCUGCUGCGCUGGA
This is a messenger RNA of Bombus terrestris (buff-tailed bumblebee), 5068 nucleotides long. Its product is annotated as allatotropin receptor. The record is from RefSeq and is marked provisional. Gene Ontology annotation, biological process: feeding behavior; G protein-coupled receptor signaling pathway. Lineage: Eukaryota; Metazoa; Arthropoda; Insecta; Hymenoptera; Apidae. Gene Ontology annotation, molecular function: orexin receptor activity; neuropeptide Y receptor activity. Gene Ontology annotation, cellular component: membrane.